AGUGCCCCGAGACUGCCAGAUCAAGUGAAGUCACGAGUGACGUCAUUAGAAGACCAGCCGGUGGCGGCGACGAAGGCUUCGGGGACCCGGGAUGACUCUGCUGUUCGUCUCAAGUGGGGCCGCGGCAGUCAGUCUCCGGGGCUACACUUUCAUCAUGCCAGUUGUUUCUGUCGGCAAUGUUGGCCAGUUAGCAGUAGAUCUGAUAAUAUCUACACUCAACCUGCCACGGGUUGGUUAUAUUCAUACUGAUUGCCUUGUUCCAGUGGUGGGAAACAAUCCAUAUGCAACAACAAUGGAAAAUUCCUCAGAAAUGUGCACCAGCUCUGAGGUUUAUGCUUCAGGAGAGCAGAAGUUGGCGGUCCUCCAGAUUCGGUCACCAAUUGUUCGGGGAAAACAACGCACGUUUCGACAGCAGCUCCUUUCCUGGAUUAAAGAAAGUGAAUUCAGUAGGGUUAUACUCUUGUCCAGCAGCUAUGCACAUCACCGUGUUGACCAGCAGCUCAUUGGCACUCCACUACGAUAUUUGGCAACUCCUGCUCUGCAGAGCAUUGUGGGAGACAAAUUCCAGACCCUCAAAUGGAAAGAAAUGGAAAAGGUACCAGCUUUCCCAAGAAUCAGUGAGGUGGAAAUGGAGCUCUGUAUCCCAGGAGGAGGAAUAACAAAAUCACUCUAUGCUGACAGUUGCACUGAAGGAGUUCCACUGGCAGUGUUGCUCAUUUUCUGUUCUGAAGGGGAUAAUAUUCCAGAUGCUUUGAAUCUUCUCAGCUUCCUGAAUGAGUGGGUCCAGUUAAUAGAAAAAACAAGUGAUCGGCAAUCCAUGACUCAGCCACAGUGGAAGUUUCCAAGUUCUUGGCAAUUACUGUUUGGCAGUGGCAUCCCACCCGCUCUCUUCUGAUCUCACAGAUUAAAAAAGUUGAAUGUGGAUUGUCCUUUAAAAUGGUGUGGAGUUUUCAGGACAAAAGACUAAAUUAUUUAUUGAGUACUUCUCAGCAGAAGUCUGCUGCUAUAUUUAGAAGCUUACAUGAACAGAUAAAGUAAAGGGAUGAUAUUCACUAAAUGCUCAGUUACUUGCAAAUGUGUAACAAGAGGAGUUUUCAGAAGUACUUACCAUUGUUGCUGUGUACUUUUGUAUUAAUUUGUUCUGUUGCCUUGGUCUGUGAUUUUAAAAAUAAAAUAUUUUUGAUGCCAAAGA
This is a messenger RNA of Mobula hypostoma (lesser devil ray), 1192 nucleotides long. RefSeq names its product proteasome (prosome, macropain) assembly chaperone 2 (gene psmg2). The record is from RefSeq and is a predicted model, not a curated record. Lineage: Eukaryota; Metazoa; Chordata; Chondrichthyes; Myliobatiformes; Myliobatidae. Gene Ontology annotation, biological process: proteasome assembly. The transcript is spliced from 7 exons. Gene Ontology annotation, cellular component: nucleus; cytosol. The coding region runs from base 92 to 895 and encodes 267 amino acids.